Messenger RNA from Heterobasidion irregulare TC 32-1, 1608 nucleotides. It is a transcript of the gene cyp64, whose product is annotated as cytochrome P450 monooxygenase 64. The coding region runs from base 1 to 1608 and encodes 535 amino acids. Lineage: Eukaryota; Fungi; Basidiomycota; Agaricomycetes; Russulales; Bondarzewiaceae. The record is from RefSeq and is a predicted model, not a curated record. Gene Ontology annotation, molecular function: iron ion binding; heme binding; oxidoreductase activity, acting on paired donors, with incorporation or reduction of molecular oxygen. The transcript has 11 exons.
AUGGGUCUCACUUACAGCUCCUUGACUGCCUUUUCAAUCGCUGUAGUUGCGGUGGCCGCACUUGCACUGCUCAAAUCUCUUUUCAGGCGCCGUCUGCUCAAGGACAUCCAAGGCCCUCCAUCCAAUUCAUUCUGGUUGGGCACGUAUCCUGUGCACUUGUUCCUCGGCCACGAGAAGGAUCUGCGCUACCAGAAUGAAGUCGGUGACCUCGACUUCCAAUGGAUGAGCCAGUACGGAACCGCUUGGCGUGUAGACGGUUGCAUGGGUGAAGAUAUCCUUAUGUUGGUUGACCCUAAGGCUCUGCAACACAUCCUGCAGGCUGCCGGUUACAAAUAUCCCAAGAGCGCCGAGGAUCGCCAGUUCUUGAGGAUGGUGACCGGAGAGGGCCUCGCGUGGGCGCAUGGUGAGGACCACAGUCGGCAGAGAAAGAUUAUGAAUCCCGCAUUCUCUUCGACACAGCUGAAGACUUUCCUUCCCCUGUUCCAUUUCCGAGCUUCGCAGUUGGUACAGAAGUGGGAGAACUUGAUCGCAGGCGAUGUGUCCAACGCGCCUGUCCUCAAUGUCGCAAGCUGGCUCUCGCGUAUGACGCUUGAUGUCAUCGGAGAAGGCAUGUUGCAUCCUGUUGACCACUUUGGAGCUCUUGACGACACUAAAAGCGAGUUCAUGAACAACUGGGACAGCCUUUUCAUCGACUCGACUUUAUACCCCGCGCCGCUUGACCUCCUGGCCAAGUCGUUCUUCAAUUCUAUUCCCACAAGUGUGUUAUAUUAUACCCGCUACCUCCCAUCGCGCGAGUAUCGCAGGUUCCGCGAAUACCUGGAUUUUGCGAGGGUAAUCUCGCGAGAUAUCAUCCGAAAGAGCGAAGCCCGCGGCGAUGGGAAAGACGUCAUGAGCGUCCUUGUGCGUGCGAACGCGUCGGAGAACCCGAAGACCAAGCUUUCGGAGCCGGAGGUCAUCGACCAGAUCUCGACGCUCAUGCUGGCCGGCCACGACACCACGGCGGCCACGGCGUCAUGGGUGCUCUGGGAACUCGCCAAGGACCCAGAGUUCCAGAGAAAGGCUCGAGAGGAGAUCAGAGCUGCGCGUGCACAGGUCACCGCGCGCGGCGAUGCCGACUUCUCGAUGGCAGACCUCGAGGGGUUGACCCUGAUGCAGGCGGCGAUGAAGGUGCGCAUGCGCUUGCACCCUAUUCUCUGGCACAUCUCUCGGUACGCCGAGAAAGACGACGUCAUCCCGCUUGCCCAGCCCAUCGUCACGAAGUCGGGGAAACAGAUUUCGUCGAUCCCCGUCAGCAAGGGGACCAAAGUUAAGCUCUCUCUGUGCGCGUACAACAGAUUGCCUAGCAUCUGGGGCGAGGAUGCAGACCGGUGGAACCCCAAUCGCUGGAUCGGCAUGGACAGCUCGAAGCAGACCUCCGUAGGCGUGUAUUCGAAUCUGGUGAUCGAGCUACAGGCGAUUUUGGCGAGCGUGCUGGAAAAGUUCGAAUUCGCGAUGCCGCCCGACGCGGACAAGCACCCUGUUUGCAGGAAACCCACCUUGGUGAUGACACCGAUCGUCGAAGGGCACCGGGGGACUUGGUUGGGUCUGACGGUCAAGAACGUGGCGUAG